Molecule: messenger RNA, 7501 nt
Organism: Oncorhynchus kisutch (coho salmon)
Lineage: Eukaryota; Metazoa; Chordata; Actinopteri; Salmoniformes; Salmonidae
Gene: qser1
Product: glutamine and serine rich 1
Exons: 13
Coding region: 300-5348 (1682 amino acids)
Source: RefSeq, a predicted model, not a curated record
GCAGGGUUGGCGGUGCAUCAUGGGAAAUAAACCAACAUGGGGACCUGAUCCAAGUACCAAACCACCAUGCAGUGCCUGCACAGUUUUUGAUUAAGGAAAACGAACAAUGAUUAUCAUCAUAACCUCAUGCUAAAGAGACGCGGUUAUAAAGUUUCAGAACUAAACAGCUGAACUUGACGGCGCCUAGUAAUCUAUGGUCCGGGAGAAUGUGAUUGUUUUGUCCGGCGCCGCGCUCGUAUGUGUGCCUACUGCUUCACAAAGCGCCAUCGGGGAAGUGCAUCACUCCCAGCCUUCGACGGAUGAUGGACCGGAAUUACCCGAAUUCCAGUUUCGCAGACCCGCUGGCUCCACCAGCACAGACCGUAGCCUGGGCCUAUGAGCGGAGCACCGCAAGCAUAAAGCCAAGUGCCAGUUAUGGUGCCACACACCUGGAGUCGGAGCUCCUCCAUCGGCAGACCUACGCCUGCACCCAGCUGCCCACCUACACCACUACCCAUCACCCUACAGGUCUGUCAGGGGGGUUUGACUCAGGCACUAACACUACUGAGACCUCUGUCAUGAACUUCCUGUCGGCCAUGGAGUCUAGAGCCCUGCAGCAGGCUGGUCCUGUCGGGGCCUCUCUGCUCCCCCCCUUUAGGACCACCACGUGGCAGACCGGUGCCAACCCCACCACAGAGCUGUUCCUCACUGGUGCCCUUCCUACCAGCGCCACAUUCCCCUACCCUGCCCCCCUCUCCUCUUAUCAGCACCCUAGUGCCUUCCCCUCGCGGAGCUACGCCACCAGCCCCUCCCUGGCCCUCCAGGACCACGCCUUCAGCACCUCCACCAACGGCCUGCUCUCCUCCCACCUCGACCCCCUGCUGCAGCUUAAACCCAGCCAGGCCACGCUACCUACCUCCCUGGCCUUCGACCGCCUCCCCACCCCCUCCCUGGGCACCGCCCUCCCUCCCCAGUCAUCCACAUAUCGCUCGGCCCAGGAGUCGGCCCCUCACCUCCUGCAGCCCCAGUUUGGGCUACUGCCCUUGGCUACCCAGUCAGCCCCCCAGCCUUACGGGGUGCCCGUCUUCUCGGGCUCCAUCGAGAGAGCACUCCAGCGGGAAUGUAGUGUGAUCAAGCACCACCAGAGGCCUUCUAGCAGCAGCCACGCUGUCUCGGAGCAGCUGCCUGGCUUGCAGCAUUCCCUGCAGGGCUACCUCGGCUCAGGCAGCGGGGAUGGCUCCUUCCAGCAGGACCCCUCGAGGCAGACCACAGUGCCCUGCAGCACCUCCAUGGGGACGGACUCCUCCCAGGGGGUCAACGGUGCGCAGCAGCCUAAGACUGGUGUGCAAUCUCAGGCCUACCCCUCCUCCAUCCCCUCCCCCUCUGGGUACUGCUCGUCCUCCACGGGUGCCAAGACUAAAGACUGUUCUUCCAAACUGGCCCCAGAUGGCGGACCCCAGUCACAGGGUGGCUCUCCAGAGAGCUACCCCUCCCCAGGGCAGGGGCCUGGGUUGAAGCAUGGUUCGGUGAUUGCCAGCCAACAGACUCAGCCAUACACAUCGGCCCCGCUGCCCAGUCUGCUGUCCACUCUCAGCCACUCUCAGAGUUACAUCACCUCCCAGGCUUACUCCUCUUCCUCCUCAGACCUCCUCAGGCCUUCUCUCUAUAAGACUCUGCCCUCCUUCUCUGGCCAUUCAGGCAAUGUAGCGUCUGUCAGUCAGUCCCUGGUCUACUGCUCCAGCCCUGGGCAGAGCCAGGAGGAUGUGGGCCAGUACGGAGCCCAGGUUCAGGGCCUGUGUCUGGGCAACCCCUCUCAGAGCUCCCCUGCCAGCCACUCUCAGGGUGCCCCUAACGUGAGCUACCUGUCUCAGGGGCAGGCUACGGUCACUCAGUCUCAGAGCUACGCUGCAGGACAAUCCCUCAGCGCCCCCUACCCCUCCGCCAGCGCCCAGAGGUUACCCACAUCAAUAUCGGGCCAGGGCUACACCCCCUUCUCUUCAGCCCCUCCCCUCGCCUUACAGAACAACUGCAGAUCCUCAGUACAGGACCUAAAGCCAGCCUACUGCAAACUGAAACUGGAAGGGGAGAUCCCCAUCGAGGACCUCCAGGCUCUCCAGCAGGUCUCUUUAGAAACCUCCAGCCUGGGGGGCAGUGACAAUGUGGUCUACGUAGUCUCCAAAAUGGAUGACCGUUACAACACUCAGAGUGUGAUCCGGAGCAACUCGCGAGCUGAAGACCAGCUCAUGGGCCCAAAGACUAGGACCAACGCCCAGCUCAUGUCUUCCCAUGAGGAGCUCAAACAGCACUCACUCCUGCUCAAAGGGCCCGAGCCACGGCAACAAAAUCACCAGGCCAACGCCCAGUCUGCCCUGAACCACACCCAGAACCAGUACAUCAGGGUCCCCAACUCUCAGGUUCUACUGGAGCCUAAUCGGGACCAGCAGAUGGUCCUGAUCCAACAGCCUCUCAUCCACUGUGGUCUCAACCCUUCCAAGGUGCAACUGACCCCGGGGUCAGGCCAGGUCCAGUACCUUCACAUGGAGGGAGAUCAUCUGAUCAGCGUUAGCCUUAAUGGCAGCCAGAGCCAGCCUGGGGCAAUAGGACAGAACACCAUCACGGACUCCUCCAUACUGCACCUCUCUUCGCCAAAAGACCCUUACAGCCAGUCGACCAAUCAGCAGCAGUCGCAGGACGCCAAACACCAUUUCGCCCUGAGCUCCAUCUGCUUCCCAGAGUCCAUGCUGCUGGCGGACGAGAGGAACAUCCUGUCCAACGUGGACGACAUCCUGGCUGCCACGGCAGCCGCCUGCGGUGUCACGCCGCAGGACUUUGUCAAAGCCACGUCUGGCGCUGCUGAGGGCGGCAUGCCCGACCCCAAGGGUCAUUUCCAGACUGUGGACACCAGACACCAGUCACCUAGUUUCUCCUCUUCAUCUUCCCAGACCUCCAUCACCAACACUAACUCCCAUAACACCAUGACCCUGACACUCAAUGGCUCUCCUAUGACCUCAGACGGACACCAGUUUCCUAAAGGGGAGGGGCAUCUGGGGCAACAGUACUCAAUGUCACAAUCGCACACCACUGUAGUUGACCCCAGGCACGACAUGGGCGCCGACAAGGGUUUGCUACGGAAGCCCGGAGACGAGCCAAACAACAUUUCACCCAAAGGACAGUCUGUUUACCCUAGCAACAGGGCCGAUGGCAACCCCAACGGAGGCCACUCUGAGAAUGAGUACCACCUGGCUGGCCUGGGGUACGACCCCUCAGGGAACCUCAACAGAGGCAAGGCCAAUAAGCAGAACCCCAAAGGGUCCAAAGUCAUCAAGAGAGAAGACGGCCUUGACGAGUGUCCCUCUGACGGCUUUGUCAACCCCAAAAAGAGGGUGCGCUCCAAGGCUUCGGCCAAGCCACCCGUUCCAGAGGAAGAGAACAUCCAACCAAGGAAAAAGACAGUCCAGGCCAAGAGGCAGAACUCCCGGGGCAGCGACCCCACCAGCUCCCCCUCCACCUCGGAGGCGGCCUACGACAGCUACCAGCAGCAGGAGAGGAUGAGGCAGAAGAUCCGUGAGGUGGAGGAGCAACAGCCAGAGGUCAAAACAGGCUUCAUCGGCUCCUUUCUGGACUUCCUCAAGUCAGGUCCCAAACAGCACUUCUCCUCAUCCCCCGUACGGACCCCCAGUCGCUCCCGCAGGCCCUCGGCUUCGUCCAAGCGGCCACUGUGCGCCAUACCGCCUCUACCUCUGAAAAUACAACCUCCAUCAGCCCCGUUGAUAGGCGAUGAGGGCCUUGGCGUUGCGGGGAGCUCUCAGCAGCAGCGUCUGGAGGAAGAGCUCCAGAAGAACCUGGAGACACUGCCAUCGUUCAGCUCGGACGAGGAUGAGAGCAGCGCUGGAAAGAACCAGGCCCUCCAGAACAGCAUCAGCUCAGCCCUGUCGGCCCUGGACGAGCCCUCAGACAGGACACACAAAGCGGACAGACUCUCCAACUCUCCCCUGAAGCCAGACCAGGCUCCCAGCAUGCCUCACUCAGCCUCCAAAGCCCAGGAGCAGCAGACGGCUGCACCGAAGGAGUCCUCGACAACCGUCUUGUCAUCAUCGGUGACUGGGUCGUCGGGGCAGGAGGGGGCGAAGCCGGCGCCCCCAGGCCAGCUGGCCGUCCAGCUGACCAGCGUGGCCAUAGAAGGACUGACGGACGAAGAACUGUCGGACAGCGGGGGAGAGGGCAUGUACCGCGAGAGGGAUGAGUUUGUGGUCAAAAACGAGGACACCGGGAGCCUGAAGGUGACAUUGACAGCAGGACAGGAACCCCCAGCCAUCUGGAAGGUCCAGAAAGCUCUGCUGCAGAAGUUUGUCCCUGAGCUGAGGGACAGCAAGAGAGUGUUCUCAGCCACUAACAGUUAUCUGGGCUACUUUGGUGACGCUAAGACCAUGUACAGGAGGGUGUACGUCAAGUUCCUGGACACGGUCAACAAGAAGGAGUACGUCCGGGUCUGCAACCGCAAACCCCGCUGCAAGCCCAUGUCCUCCAUGAGAGGCUCUCAGGCGAAGACACUGCUCGGUCUGAAGACUUCUCCCCGCUCAGUGAACUCUGACCCUCUCGCCACGCCCACAUCACAGAAGUCCCAGUCCAAGCCCCGCACCAAGCAGCCCAAGACCAAGGUAGAGCCCCCGCCCAAGAAGAGGAGGAAGUGGAAGGAGUACUCUCCGUCUCCCUCCGAGUCCUCUCCUGAGGAUGAGGCUGAAGAUGAUGAGUUCACUCCUCCAGUGCCGUUUUCCUCUCGGUUCCUCAACACCAGGACCAUGAAGGAGACGUUUAAGAGCUUUGUAGAGCUGCUGAUCAGCGUCGCCCUGGAUGCAGACGUGAUGAGCGCUCUGGAGAGGGAGAACGAUGAGCUGUUGCUGCCCCACAUGAAGAGAGUGGACGGGAUGAUCUGGGACAACAGGAGACGCCUGCUGCCCAGACUACGAGUGGGACAACUCUUUAAGACUGCGCUGGACAGCUUCCCAGAGAUCUCCGUGGUAACAGAGCUCAACAAGGAUGGGGAGACUCCAGCCUUUAAGGUGCGGCUCAGUGGGAAGGCCUACAACAGGAAGAACAUGAAGCCUUCCAAGUCCCCCAGCAAACUGCCCCUGGAAUACACAGUGGACCAGCAGAAACCACAGUGGUUCUCCCUCUACCAUUCUCUACAGCAUUACAAGUACCACACAUACCUCAUGUGUCAGGAGGAGAUUGCGUCAUUGCGGGUGCAGGCUGGUGACAUGGGGCAGGAGGAGACGGUGCAGCUGUGCAUGAGGAACGGAGCCUGGGUGGAGGGCCUGUUCGACCGCUUCGGAGAGCUCCUCAACCAGGUGCAGCAGGCCUGCCUAUAGCACGGACUAAGAGGGAGAGAGAGAGCUGGAGGGAGAGAGAGGCCUGCCUGUAGCACAGACUGAGAGAGAGCUGGAGGGAGAGAGGCCUGCCUAUAGCACAGACUAAGAGAGAGAGAGCUGGAGGGAGAGAGGCCUGCCUAUAGCACAGACUAAGAGGGGGAGAGAGGCCUGCCUAUAGCACAGGGAGAGGGGAGAGAGAGAGGGAGAGAGGCCUGCCUAUAGCACAGACUAAGAUAGAGAGAGAGAGCGAGCUGGAGGGAGAGAGGCCUGCCUAUAGCAUGUAGGGAGAGAGACAGAGUGAAGGACAGAUAGGGGGAGGUCUGCCUAAAACAGACUGAGAAAUGGGAAGGGGUCUAUAGUGAAGAGAGAGAGCAAGGGGGGGGGGGGGACAGAUGUCUUCCUACAGCCCAGAGAGAUGGAAUAAGAGGCCUGCCUAUAGCCUGCCCAGACAAGAGAGGCAGGGGAGCUAUAGUCAGCUGACAGAGAGCAUCAACCUCCUGCCCUCCUGUUUUAAUCUACUAAUUGGAUGACCAGAGGUUUCUGGAGAUCAGCGCUGUCACCAUGAUGAGAAGAGGAGGGUCCAGCAUUUCAGCACUACCUGAUUGGCUAGACGCUUCUGAAACCACAGAGUACGAGGACAAUCUGGGUUUUGUAGUAAAAAAUAUGUAACUAGCAGACUGCUAGUGGACCUUUUCAUAGACCUAUUUUUCUUAUGUAGUUUUGUAUUUGUUUUGCAAAUCAUGAAAGAUCGCAACCAAUGAGCAUGCACUAGAUAGGCAGAGAUUAGCAUAGGAAAUAGAGGACAGCCAAUCAGAAAGCACACCCUUGACUACCUACAGCAAACUUUUGGGUUCGAUUCAAUCGAUUGCGCUGAAGAUCAGCGAUGUGGCGUAAUUUUAAAGGUAAAUACUGAUUGAGCCGACAUAUGCAGAGUUUACAGUGAAUGCAGUUUCUGGGAACAUCGCUUUUAAAUUUCUAUCGUGCUGAGAUCUUCAGCACUACAGAUUGAAUCAAGUCCUUAGUCCGAUAUUUGAUGAGUAAAUUAAGGGGCAGGGGUUAUUAUAUAAAUAUAUAUUCAUAGAUCUAUAUGUAAAACAUGUUUUCUCACAAUGGAUCGCCACAUUUCUAUACAUAUAAUGUACAUUUUGUAAAAAGAGCAGUUUUGUCACAUUGAUUCUUUCCAGGAAGAAUUGGAUAUAAUAUAGAUACUUACCUUUUGUGCUUCAAAAAGUCAUUUUCUCAUGACGAGUUGUGGAUCCGAACAGAGUUGGUGCAAUUCUAACACUGCUUUUUGUCUUUUAUUCUAAUGAAAUGCUAUUACCUAACUGCUGUAUCUGAGGUCGAAUGAGAAGAAAACAGAAAAACAGCCUUUAUACUCGUUUUUCUUUACAAACGUACAUUUUAUCUCACUUAUAGAUGUAUUUUUCACAGAAGAAAAUUGUGGUCAUAAUUGUUUCUUGUUCAUUACACCUUGCAAUGCACUUUUCAUUGUUUUUCAGAGAAGAUUCCCUAUGCGUUUAUUUCGAUUACAUAUUGUAUACUUACAUAUAUAUAUAUAUAUCUUAAAGGUCUAAUGCAGCUGUUUUGUCUCAAUAUCAAAUCAUUUCUGGGUAACAGUUAAGUACCUUACUGUGAUUAUUUUCAAUUAAAAUUGUCAAAAUGAAACCAAUGGCUUCUUAGCACAGAGCAAUUUAUCAAUCAAGAAUGUUCCCAGGACUGUGGGAGUGGUCUGAGUGGGGAAGGGAAAACGAUCUGUUAUUGGCGGAGAGGUUUGGAACUUUGUGUAACCUAGGUUCAAUAAGAAUGAGUCUUAUUGGUCGAACUCAUUUGAGCAGGUCAAAACUCCAUCCCACCAAAAACAGUUGGAAAUGUCAGGUACUCUUUUCAAACAGCUCUCACACUAAAAGGGCAUUGUCAUCAUUUUCACAAUUUCACAGUAUUAUUUCAACCUCUGUGGAAAUGUAAAACAGAAAAAUCACAUUCUUGACUGCACUGUGCUUUUAAGAUCAUUUUUCUUUAAGGGUUUGCCUCCAUUUUGAACAGAUUUAUUCAGACCGCAUUUGAAUAGUUUUUUUUCUUUUCAAGUGUAGCUGCCGAUUUAUUUUUCUGAUGUGAAAAUACAUUUCCUACUAAACAUAGACAUUGAAAUGGUU